UCAGGCAAAAAUAUACUUACGAGAUUCGAGCACUACAUCCCAGUGCUCGAGGAAUACCGGGAGAGGAUGGCCCGAAGAAGGUUCAUGGUAAAAGGCCAAGGCAAAAAGCGACAAAGGAAGAAGGCAAGCAUGAGAUAUGUCAUGCCAUUACUGGACGAAGACAUGGAAGGCCACUCGCGACUCAUGAGCCAACUGUCCAGAAAGGCCAGAGGCCGCGGACAAUGCUACACCUACUUCGUCCCGGACAAGAACUGCACUCUGGUCCUGACCCACCAAAUGGAGAGGGCUAUAAGAGACAAAGACAUCCUGGACGUCCUGAUGGCACAACGAACGGAGAAGGUGGUAUUCGUGAUGAAGGAUUACUCCAAGGUGUCCAUGCCCUUAGUGUCCUACGACGGAAACGCCCCGUUCUACAGUGGAGAGGGUUGGACAAGGAAAGACGUAGAAGAGAAGCACCAUCAUGGUAGAGAGACGAUGAACGUCGCGCGACUGUUCGAAGCUAAGGAACAAGGUCUGGACGAAUGGGAACUGGAAAUGAUGAGGAUGGCAUCCAAGAGGAAGAAGAAGGGUCGUGGUGAAGGCACCCAGGACUGGAAGGCGAUGAUGGCCAAACAAGCCGAGAGCAUUGAUUGGGACCAGUUCGAAGAGGAUGCCAAACAGAUGGUCGAGGAACAACACGAGCCCGUCGACGACGAGCCCAUACCCAUGGAAGUGGACAGUAUGGACAAAACGAUGAACGUGUGCGAGAAGAUACUGGCAGCAGGAAAAGAGGUGAUGGAUAUGCUGCCGACAAUGCCGGAAAUUCCAGAGAUAAUCAGCUCGAUGAAGGACGAGGGCGAGCUGACGGAAAUAGCGAACGUGUCAGGGUUGAAGCUGAACGUGAAAUCGACAAAAAAAGACCGGUUCGUGCCCGGUCAAAUGGUCAAAUCGGACGACGGCGACCUGUUCGUCCCCGGUCAAACGGUAGUGAACGAAAAUGGCAACAACGAAUACACUCCCGGUUUCACGGUGAUGCUCGACGGCGAGCCCACCCUCAUUCCCGGCCUGGUCAUGGGCAACGAUCCAAAUAAGGCGGUCUUCCUGCCGGGCGAAUCGACGAUCACCGAGUCGGGGGAGCUGCAGUUCACAGAAACCGAGGACGACAUCCGGCUGAACCAACAGCCGGCCGAGGUCGAGGAGGUUGAGCUUGAGGAAGAGGAGGAGGAGGAGGAGAAACCUGCCCCGCCUCCGCCGCGAAAACCGCAGCAGUUCACUUACGAGCGACCGAAGCGACAGUUCAGCGAGAGUAUGGGUGUGAAACGGCGCGAACGCGGCCCCAAAAAACCCCCGGUCCUUCCGCCGGAACCGGAACCCUUGCCACCGCCGUUGCACAUCGAACCGGUGCUGCAUGACCUCAGCGUGCCUCUCCUCGAGAAGGACCUCCUCGAACAGCAAAAGGACCGCGUGGAGAACUUCAAGGAGAAAAAGGGUAAGGAGGAGGCGCAGGUCGACAACCAACGCCGACAAAUCAAAAUCAAGAUCAAGCAGAUGCGGGACUCGCUACCUCCGAAACCCAAGUACCUACCUUUGGAGCCGGUGAAGAAGAGCGAGAAGCUCCGGGAGAUGGAGAAGAACAUAAAGAAAGGAAAGUUCUUCGACGUGGACUACAAGAAAUACUUGAACAAAGACCGGCCGGCGUUGGAAAACUUCUUCAAGUUGGAUCCCCCCGAGUACGGGAACAUCUUCGACACGGUGGGGAUUUGGCGACAUCGGCUGUGGAGGUCGGUCGUCUAGCCCGCGGACCGCGUGGGCAAUGUACCAAUUAGGCCAGCACAUCGGCUAUUUUGAUAUCGGGUAUCGGUCAUGCAUCGAGCUACCUCAUUUAUCAACACUACAUCCGCUGGCAUCUGGUUCAUUACCGCCGCUGGUGUUGGGACCGAUACCGCGUGCCAUCGCCGACGUGGGCCUAUUUUAGUAUUCUCGUAGUCACACUUAGAUUUUUUAUUAAUACCUUAUGGACAUCGCGUCAUCACUAUUCAAUAUAUAAAACUUUCGAGCAUAAAUUUCGGACAAUCAUCAACAGGAUCGACUUGAAGCGGCUGCAAGAUGCCCAUCAACGUGAAAAUCUCCCUCUGCAAAAUCACCAGGGCCAGCAAACUGUUCCAACGCAACUAUUAUCUGCCCUUGUUGAAACCGCUCUCUCCAAAAGAUGCUCUGCGUAGGAAGAUCAUCACUGGCCAGAACGUGCUCGGAAACCGAUUUGAACACUACAUCCCUGUACUUACGCCGCACAAAGAGAAGAUCUCUGAAAAGAGAACACGCGGGAAAGGAGUCCCAGUCAUCAAAAAACGAGUCCGAAGACACGAAGACGAAAAAUACGUGGAGCCGUUCUUGGACGACAACAUGGAGAACCACGGCUACCUGCAGAGCCUGCUCUCCAGGAAGCCUAAGGGUAAAGGCCAACACUACAUCUACGAGGUUCCGGACAAAAGGUGCACCUUGGUGAUCAGUUCUCAGAUGGAAGCCGCACUUAAGGACAAGAGCAUCGUCGACAUCACCAUGGCGCAACGCAGCGAAAAAAUAGUGGUGAAGAUGUCGAACGGGAUGAAGGUUACCAUACCUGUGGCACCGUUCAACGAUAAUGUACCACUAUACAGAGGUAGCGGUUGGACGAAAGAGUUCGUGGAGCAAGAACAUCAUCACGGCAAGGAGACCAUGUCCAUAGCGAAACUUUUCGAGGCCAAAGAGUCCGGCGUUGAAGAUUGGGAAUUGGAAAUGAUGAGAAUGGCCAAUAAACGGAAUAAGAAGAAAAAGGGUGAAGGGUCCGCGGACUGGAAGCUGAUGCUCAGCACAUGUGUCGAGAAUAUGGACUGGGAUAAGUUUGAAGAGGACACCAAGCAGAUUGUCGAUGAGAAGGAGGAAACGGUGGAUGAAGAAGACAUCCCGAUGGCGGUGAACGACAUGGAGAAGACCACCAACGUCGCCGAAAAGCUCAAGCAAGGGGGUCAGGAAGUCCUGGAUCAGCUUCCAACCAUGAAGGAGAUUCCAGAGGUCAUCAAGCAUUUGGAAAGCGGAGAAAUGUGCGAACUGAUGAAAGUGUCCGGUGUCAGGUUGACGUUGCCCAGCAGCGGAAAAGAACGGUUCAUUACUGGACAAAUGGUGAAGACUGAUGAUAAUGAGGUGUUCGUACCUGGGCAGACUAUCCUUGAUGAUGACGGCACAGCAAACUACACGCCGGGUGUCACGAUCCUCAUGGACGGCGAGCCGACGCUGAUCCCCGGUCUGGUGAUGGGCGAGGAUGAUUCCGCGGCCAUGUUCCUCCCGGGCGACUCGCAAAUCACCGAGGAUGGCCAACUCAAAUUCGAAGCCACGGAGGAGGACCUGCCGCCCUCCCGUAGACGUCGCCCGCCAUCCGACAGCCCCUCUCCGCCUCCGCAGGCGCCGCCAAAACCGAGACCGAAAUACGACGAGGAGAUCGUCAUCAAACGGCGCGUGUACGACGAGCCGCAACCCGAAGUGAAGGAGCGCGUGAAAAAGCGGCCGCCGAUCGAGAUAAAACGGGAACCGACGCCGCCGCACAGGGAGUUCCCGGAGUGGGUGCCGUUGGAAGAUCCGCUCAAGUUGCUGGAGGAACAACGCAUGCUUAGGGACGAGGAGGAACGCAAGAGGAUGAAGGAGAGACAGAAGGAAGCCAUGCUUAAGGAGGAGACCAAGGUAGACAAGUUGCGAUUUGAGAUGCGGAAGAAAAUGAAAGAGUUAAAGAUCGAGAAGCCCAAGGAGUACGUCCCGUUUGAGCCGGUGAAGAAAAGCAAGGUGCUUGAGGAAUUGGAGAAGAGCAUCAAGAAGGGCACAUUCUUCGACGAUGACAAGACCAACGAAAUAUUGGAAAAGGCGAAGAAUCAAACUAGACUGUUGAAGUACCAGCAUGUGUUGAGCGCGUAUGGGAGUGAGUUUGGUGUGAAGAGGUGGUAGGAGUCAGGAGUACUGUAUUAGAAUCAUUGCCGUGUUCCUAAAUGAUAUAUUAAAAAAAGUAACAAGAUUCAUAUACUUAUAAGAAUCACUAUAUGCGCUGUCUUUUUGCUGUUCUUUUAUGGAUCGUUUCUGGAGCAUCUCUACCAAGAGUCCAACAGUAGUCUGCAAACAUGGAAGGAUUCCACUUUCCCUGGUACCUUUUUUCCAUUGUUGAAAUAUCCUGAUGAAAACGUUCGCCGUGCUCAUCACUUACGGCUCCGCAAUUGUCAGGAAAAAAGUCCAGGUGUGAGUGUAGGAAAUGUAUCUUAAGAGACAUAUUACAGCCCAUCUUUUGAUACGAUGACAGCAUAUUUUUGACAACGGCUUUAUAGUUGUCAGCUUUUCUAUUUCCCAAGAAAUUAGUGACCACCAGACGGAAAUCAUUCCAAGCAGUUUUUUCAAUACCUGUUAUAGUGUUUUCAAACUGUGUAUCUUUCAAAAUAUUUCGAAUCUGUGGCCCAACAAAAAUACCUUCUUUAACCUUUGCCUCACUUAGUUUUGGAAAUUUCUGACGCAGGUAUUUAAAAGCUGACCCAUCUCUAUCUAAUGCCUUGACAAAGUUUUUCAUUAGGCCCAACUUGAUAUGCAGUGGUGGUAAUAAAUUUUUUUUCGAAUCUACUAAUGGCAUAUGCUGU
This is a messenger RNA of Acanthoscelides obtectus, 4625 nucleotides long. The record is from the annotation of a GenBank genome assembly. Lineage: Eukaryota; Metazoa; Arthropoda; Insecta; Coleoptera; Chrysomelidae.